UAUGAUCCCAUGGUCCACUUAAACCAACUAUUUGAUUCCCCUGAAUCUCUUGGUGAAUUAAAUCAGCUUUUGGAUUAUUCAAACAAUUACAAAAUAAAUCUCGAUAAAAAAAUUUAUAAAAAACAGAUAUUAUAUAACAAGAAAAACUCCAAUUUGAGCUCCAAAAUUAACUAUGAUGAUGACAUAUCAAAUUUAAUCAGUGAAAUCAACGAAACAAGAUCUUUAGCCGAAAAGACCCAACAGACAAUCUCAAAUAUGACUUUUAAUAUUCAAAAUCUAGAUCAAGGUAAAAAAAAUUUGGUUCUCUCAAUGACUGUCCUAAAAAGAUUGCAAAUGUUAUUAACUGCUUAUGACCAAUUGAAUAACAUGUUGUCCUCCGAUGCUAAAGAUCCAAAUAGCAGUUCAAAUGACUAUAAUGAAAUGCUUAAUCUAAUAUCGGUCGUAAUUCAAUUAAAUUUACAUUUUCAAAAUUAUAAAAAUAUUAGCGAAAUAAACCUAUUGUCAAAGGAUAUAUCAAAGCUAAAAAUCAAUUUAACCGACCAGAUAUUUAGCGAUUUUGAAUCUCUUUUAGGUGGAAAAAAAAAGAAUCCACACUCACAAUCAAAUGCAUCUCAAUUAAUAAAAGCCUGUGAAAUUUUAGAUAUAAUUGGCCAAUCUUACCAUGACAAGCUACUCAACCUAUUCAUAACUUUACAAUUUAAAGAGUUCAAAUCAAUUUUUAAUAUCAGCGAUGAAGCUGGCUCAUUGGAAAAUUUAUCUCGUCGUUAUAUAUAUUUUAAAAAGAUUUUUAGAAAUUUUAAUGAUUAUUAUUAUAAAUUUUUUUCAAAGUCUUAUGGUUUAAAAUUUGAAAUAUGCAAACGGUUUUGCGAGUUUACUAAAGAUGAUUUAAAGCUACUUUUAAAUAACAUCAAACAGGAUAACCUUAAUAAUAAAAACAAUAACAAUAAUAACAGUAUCAAUAAUUCUGGUGAUGAUAAUGACUCAAGCUCAAAUUCAAUUGUCAAUAUUUUAUUGAAAACCCUCAGUGAGACAUUGGAAUUUGAAGAUUACUUGAAUAAAUCAAAUAAUAACUCAACUUUUUUCACAAAAAAAAUUUCAAUCGCUUUUGAGCCUUAUCUCUCAAUUUGGUUAGAUCAACAAAGUAGCAUCAUAUCAAAGAACUUUUUAAAAUACAUGGCAGCGCCAAAACUAUCCCCUGCUCAAAAAGAUAUUAAUGAUAACUCGUCUAUUAAACAAGAAGAUAUUAUAACUGAUGUCAUACCUUCCUCAGCUGAGUUAUUCAGAACUUAUCGACAGAUUCUCAAUCAUGCAAUUAAACUAUCAAAUGGCUUAUUUUUACUAAAUUUGACUGAUUUGUAUGUAAAGCAUUUAAACGAUUAUAAUGAAAAAAUUUUAAAACCACUUUUCCCAAAGAACGAUAGAGAUUUAAUUGUUUCUGAAGGAGUAGACUAUCUUAUUUUAAUUUUUAAUACGUCUGACUACAUAAAUAUCACCAUAGACCAAUUGGUUGAGAAAUUAAAAUCUCUAAUAACCCCUGAACUAUCACCAAAAGUUGAAGCUAAAUUUGAAAAUUCAAAAGAAAUAUAUGUCAGUUUAAUAACUGACUCAAUGAACAAGUUGUUAACUAAAAUUGAUUUAGAUUGCGAAUUAUCAUGGAAAGAAAUGACAAAUAAUAAUUGGAAAUUAAUUAGAGAUGUUUCUGAUCAAAGCCGUUAUAUCAUUGAUUUAAAAGAAAUAAUUUUAAAAAACUUGAGAAAAUUUUUAUUCAAAUUCAAUAGAGAUGUGUAUGUGAAAAAUUUUAUGGACAAAUUAGUAGAAUUUAUUAUUAAGAAAUUCUUGAGCAAAUUUAUCUCGUUAAAACCAAUAUCCAUUAUCACCGCAGAGCAAAUUUUGUUAGAUCUUUCGACAUUGAAAGAUUUUUUUAAAAAUUUACCCAAAACACUUGCCAUGACAGACUCUGAAAUUGAAAAUGAACUCAAAAAUCAGGCUCAAAGCAAUAGACUUAAAAGCUUUGAAUCAUCAGAAAAUAAAUUGGCUAUCAAAUUAUCAAAGAGUUAUUUCAAAACCAUUGAUCUUCAGUACAACAAGUUUGAAAAAAUUUUAAAAAUGAUUAUGAUUGAUAAUAAGGAUAAAGAUAACUUGAUUUCAAAUUAUUUUUUAAUUGUCGGUGAUAAAAAUUUUAAUAAUUUUCUAAAAAUAUUAACUCUAAAAGGUAUUGUCUAUUCACCA
Messenger RNA from Ascoidea rubescens DSM 1968, 2229 nucleotides. It is a transcript of the gene VPS53, whose product is annotated as Vps53p. The record is from RefSeq and is a predicted model, not a curated record. The annotation marks the transcript as partial. Gene Ontology annotation, cellular component: GARP complex. Gene Ontology annotation, biological process: retrograde transport, endosome to Golgi. The transcript has a single exon. NCBI's taxonomy places the organism in Eukaryota, Fungi, Ascomycota, Saccharomycetes, Ascoideales, Ascoideaceae.